Messenger RNA from Thermothelomyces thermophilus ATCC 42464, 1550 nucleotides. RefSeq lists its product as uncharacterized. NCBI's taxonomy places the organism in Eukaryota, Fungi, Ascomycota, Sordariomycetes, Sordariales, Chaetomiaceae. The coding region runs from base 104 to 1396 and encodes 430 amino acids. The transcript has 2 exons. Gene Ontology annotation, molecular function: exopolyphosphatase activity. Gene Ontology annotation, cellular component: cytoplasm. The record is from RefSeq and is a predicted model, not a curated record.
AAGAAUUUCUGGUUGGUAGUGCGCUCGCCGCUCUACACUCGUCCUCAUAUCGAAUCCUGGAACGACUUCCAGGUACAUACUCUAUACAUCAAAAAACACAGACAUGGCCCCUACUCGAGCCUCACUGAAAGGCUUUCUGGCAACCGCCAAGAAGGCUUUGGUCUCCCCUCCAACGCAAAGACCGAACCCUCUGACCUUGGUUGUCGGCAACGAGUCGGCCGACCUUGACUCGAUCUGCUCGGCCCUCCUCCUUGCCUACUUCCGCACACACACUCCGCCUCACGCUCUGCACAUCCCCGUUUCCAACCUCCCCCGAGCAGACCUCGCACUUCGCCCAGAGCUCAAUGCGGUUCUCGGGCCAGCCGGCCUCAAGCCGGACGACCUGAUCACCCUCACAGAUCUUCCACGAGAUGGGCUCAGGCCGGAGGACACCCGCUGGCUCCUCGUCGACCACAAUGUCUUGACUGGCGACCUGGCCAAAUCCUUCUCCAGCCGCGUAGUGGGCUGCAUCGACCACCACGAAGACGAGGGAGCCGUCCCGCACGACUUCCCGUCAGAUCAGCCGCGCAUCAUCGAAAAAUGCGGUAGCUGCAUGAGCCUCGUCCUCGAGCACUGCAAGUUCACGUGGGACGCCCUCUCGAACCUCCCUUGCGAAGGAGAGGCCGAAGGCGGCAGCAGCACCCCGGCAGCCGAAUGUGACGCGCACCUCGCCCGCGUCGCCCUCGCGCCCAUCCUCAUCGACACCGCCAACCUGACGUCCAAAGACAAGACGACCGACCGCGAUGUGCGCGCGGCCGAGCUCGCCGAGUCGAAGCUCCUGCCCGGCUUGCGCACGUUAUCAUCAUCACCAUCACCUCCCUCAUCCUCCUCGGAGCCAUACGACCGCCAGACCUACCACGACACCCUCGCCGCGCUCAAGGAGCAGAUCGUCGGGCUCUCGUACCGCGACGUCCUGCGCAAGGACUACAAGCGCUGGACCGAGGGCCCGUUGGCUCUGGGCGUGUCGACCGUCGUGCACGGGUUCGAGUACGUAUUCGCCCGCGUCGGCGACCAGAGCCGCGAGGCCUUCCUGGCCGCGUUGAAGGACUGGGCCCGCGAAGAGGAGCAGAAGCUCGACGUCGUGGCCGUCAUGACCGUGUCGCGGCCCGGCGGCAUGUUCACGAGGGAGCUGCUGGUCUGGGGUCUGAACGAGAAGGGGGUGGAGGCGGUCGGGCGGUUUCAGAAGAAGUUUGGCGGGACCCUCGGGCUGGAGACUUGGAGAGGGGGCGAGCUGGACGGCGGCGGCGAGGGCGAGGCCGAAUGGAGGCUCUGUUGGAGGCAGAAGGGGGUUUCCCAUAGCCGGAAGCAGGUGGCACCGAUGCUCAGGGAGGCGAUGAGGGAGUCGGCGAGGUUGUGAUGGGAUGUAGGACUUUGGCUCAUCAUUUUUUAUAUGAAGUUUGGAAGCAUUUUGUGAGCGAAGCUAAUUUAAAUGAUUGUUUUCAAUGCUGAGAUAUAUUUGUGGCCUAUUACAGGCUCCCAGUGUUAUUCAAGAAGUGUCGUAAGAGUACAAA